Messenger RNA from Rubroshorea leprosula, 4405 nucleotides. Lineage: Eukaryota; Viridiplantae; Streptophyta; Magnoliopsida; Malvales; Dipterocarpaceae. The record is from the annotation of a GenBank genome assembly.
AAAGCUCUCUCUCUCUCUCUCUCUCUCUCCAUACUUGAUACAAUCGUAAUGCUUUCCAAGAUUUUGCUUUGUUUCCUUCCAUUUUCCCACUGACCAAACAACCUAUUCAGCUUAAUUCCUACUCUUCUCUUUUUUUCUCUCCGUCGAUUCAUUUCUCAUUUUACCAAACUGUUGAUAUUUUGCUCGAUCGGCGUUUUGACUUCAAUUACUGCGAUUCAAGUGCUGUCAGUGAAGGAAUUGGAGUUUGACUUGGGUGAUCGGUAAUGGUGGAAUCGAGUUUUCCAGGUGAUUCUCGGCGUUCUUUUGCGCUUGAAGUUAGGGUUUGGUUUGGGAGUGAGUGAGUGAAAACGGUAAGCUAUUGGAUGAGAUGGUGAAUGGAAGCUUCUGGUUUUGAGAAUGGAUGAGUUUCACACGAGCUAGUGUUUGGAUUCCGUUUUUUAUUUUUUUUGAUUUCUUUUCUGCGGUGGCGUUUGGAUUCAGUAAGGCAUCAUCCUUUGGGUGAUGUCUCGCACGGAUAGGAUGGCCUCGGAUCUUAGCAGGACUGGCCCUGUAGAAAGGGACAUUGAACAGGUUUUGAGAGUUUGAAACUAGAGUGAUCAGCGGAUCUUGGUAGGAUUGAUAUUAAUAAUCAACAUUGGCCGUUUGAAUUGACAAUGAGAAAAUGCGGAGUCUAUUGAACAUUACUGGCUUUCUCUUAUGCUGCUACUUCAAACUUUCUUAUGCUACUACUUCAAACAUUGCGCAUAAGUACUUGCAAUAUAAGCAAACAACUAUACUGGCCAUCACUGCUUUGAAAAAAGGGGCAUACCUGCUAAAGUAUGGAAGAAGAGGAAAGCCCAAGUUUUGUCCCUUUCGCCUUUCAAAUGAUGAAUCUGUUUUGAUAUGGUUCUCUGGGAAAGAGGAGAAGCAUCUUAGACUUGGCCAUGUGUCUAGAAUCAUAUCUGGCCAGCGCACUCCUAUCUUUCAAAGAUAUCCACGACCUGAGAAGGAGUAUCAGUCAUUUUCUCUUAUAUAUAGUGACAGAUCACUGGAUCUGAUCUGCAAGGAUAAAGAUGAAGCUGAGGUCUGGUUUAGUGGUUUAAAAGCAUUAAUUUCACGUAGCCAUCAAAGAAGAUGGAGAACAGAAUCAAGAAGUGAUGGAGUUCCUUCUGAAGUUAAUAGUCCUAGAACAUACACACGAAGAAGUUCGCCUUUGAAUUCCCCGUUUAGCAGUAAUGAUAGCUUGCAAAAGGAUGGUGUGGAUCACCUUCGCCUUCAUAGUCCAUAUGAAAGUCCUCCAAAGAAUGGCCUGGAUAAUGUAAUAGUAUACGCUGUUCCUCCCAAGGGCUUCUUCCCCCCUGACUCUGCCAGUGGUUCAGUCCAUUCUUUAUCAUCAGGAGGAUCAGAUAGCAUACAUGGUCACAUGAAGGGGAUGGCGAUGGAUGCUUUUAGAGUUAGUCUUUCAAGUGCAGUUAGUUCAUCAAGCCAAGGUUCUGGCCAUGAUGAUGGUGAUGCCUUGGGAGAUGUUUUCAUUUGGGGUGAAGGCACAGGGGAGGCUGUGUCGGGUGGUGGAGCUCAGAGAGUUGGUGGUUAUAUUGGUGCCAAAAUGGAUUCUCUUUUUCCCAAAGCUCUAGAAUCUGCUGUAGUACUUGAUGUCCAGAAUAUUGCAUGUGGUAGCCAACAUGCUGCCUUAGUAACUAAGCAAGGAGAGGUAUUUUCUUGGGGAGAGGAAUCUGGGGGGAGGCUUGGGCAUGGUGUAGACUCUGAUGUUUUGCAUCCAAAGCUUGUUGAUGCCCUGAGUAACAUGAACAUUGAGCUUGUGGCAUGUGGCGAGUACCAUACUUGUGCCGUAACACUUUCAGGUGAUUUAUAUACAUGGGGCGAUGGAACUUAUGGCCUUCUUGGGCAUGGAAAUGAAGUAAGUCAUUGGGUUCCAAAAAGAGUGAAUGGACCCCUAGAAGGCAUACACGUCUCAUCUAUCUCUUGUGGUCCCUGGCACACAGCUGUAGUAACCUCUGCUGGUCAGUUGUUUACAUUUGGUGAUGGCACAUUUGGCGUUUUGGGCCAUGGAGAUCGAAGAAGUGUUUCAAAACCAAGGGAAGUGGAAUCCUUGAAGGGGCUCCGCACUGUACGAGUAGCUUGUGGUGUGUGGCAUACUGCUGCAGUUGUAGAAGUCAUGGUUGGUAAUUCAAGUUCCAGCAACUGUUCCUCAGGGAAGCUAUUUAGUUGGGGAGAUGGCGAUAAAGGUAGACUUGGGCAUGGAGACAAGGAAACAAAACUUGUUCCCACUAUUGUUGCUACUCUUGUUGAACCCAACUUUUGUCAAGUUGCCUGUGGCCAUAGUCUAACAGCUGCACUUACAACAUCAGGCCUUCUCUACACCAUGGGAAGUCCUGUUUAUGGACAACUAGGAAAUCCACAAGCUGAUGGGAAGCUUCCUAUUCGUGUUGAAGGAAAACUCUCUAAGAGUUUCAUUGAGGAGAUUUCUUGUGGUGCUUAUCAUGUUGCAGUUUUGACUUCAAGAACGGAAGUCUAUACUUGGGGCAAGGGAGCAAAUGGUCGAUUAGGUCAUGGAGACACAGAUGACAAGCACUCACCAACACUGGUAGAAGCUCUGAGAGACAAGCAGGUCAAAAGUAUUGUUUGUGGUACUAACUUCACAGCAGCCAUUUGCCUUCACAAGUGGGUCUCAGGGGUUGAUCAGUCCAUGUGUUCUGGUUGUCGCCUGCCAUUUAAUUUCAAAAGAAAACGUCACAACUGUUAUAAUUGUGGACUGGUUUUUUGUCAUUCAUGCAGCAGCAAGAAGUCUCUUAAGGCUUCAAUGGCUCCAAAUCCCCAUAAACCUUACCGUGUCUGUGAUAAUUGUUUUAAUAAAUUGAGAAAAGCCGUUGAAACUGAUGCAUCAUCUCAGUCUUCUAUGAGUAGAAGAGGAGGCAUCUAUCAGGGGACUGGUGAUUUUGCUGAUAAAGAUGAGAAGUUGGAUUCAAGAUCUCGUAUGCAACUUGCUAGAUUCUCUUCCAUGGAAUCCUUCAAGCAAGUGGAUAGCCGAUCAAAGAGAAACAAGAAAUUAGAAUUCAAUAGCAGUCGUGUUUCACCUGUUCCAAAUGGAGGUUCUCAAUGGGGAGCACUUGGUAUUUCUAAAUCUUUAAAUCCAGUAUUUGGGUCAUCUAAGAAAUUUUUCUCAGCUUCUGUUCCUGGAUCAAGAAUUGUUUCUCGUGCAACAUCACCAAUAUCAAGACGUCCCAGUCCACCUCGUUCAACAACACCAACUCCAACACUUGGGGGCCUUACCUCACCAAAAAUUUGUGUGGAUGAAGCUAAAAAGACCAAUGACAGCCUUAGCCAAGAGGUUAUUAGAUUGAGAGCACAGGUGGAGAAUCUUACUCGUAAAGCCCAGCUUCAAGAAGUUGAGCUGGAAAGGACAACUAAACAACUGAAGGAGGCAAUAGCAAUUGCAGGGGAAGAAACUGCAAAAUGUAAAGCAGCAAAAGAAGUCAUCAAGUCACUUACGGCACAGUUGAAGGAUAUGGCUGAGAGAUUGCCUGUGGGAGCUGGAAGAAGCAUCAAAUCACCUUCAUAUACUUCCUUUAGCUCCAGUCCUACUUCCAUUGAUGUCUCCACUGCUUCUAUUGAUUGCUUGAAUAGUCAAACAGUGUGCCAAGAACUGGAGCCAAAUUUAUCAAAUAGCCAGUUGCUCUCGAAUGGGUCUAGCAUGACCAGUAACCGUAGUUCAGGCCCCAACAAGCAGGGUAAUAAUGAAUCAACCAUAAGAAAUGGAAGUAGAGCAAAAGAAGGGGAAUCCCGUAAUGAAAAUGAAUGGGUUGAGCAAGAUGAACCUGGUGUGUACAUUACACUUACUGCCCUACCAGGGGGUGGCAAAGAUCUCAAGCGAGUUCGUUUCAGUCGAAAGCGGUUUAGUGAAAAGCAAGCCGAACAAUGGUGGGCAGAGAACCGGACAAGAGUAUAUGAACAGUACAACGUGCGUGUGAUUGAGAAGUCAAGUGUUGGAGUUGGGAGUGAGGACUUAGCUCAUUAACAAGUGGAAAUAACCAUAUUUAAAUGUGGUGGUCUCCUCAAGAUUCAAUCGACUGAGGCCAAUCAAUCAAAUUAUAUUUUGCUUCCAUCUUCUGUCAAGGGGUAGCGGAAGGGAAGCAGAAACGGUAUAAAAGAGAGAAUUAGAGAUUUUUUAUUGAGUGUUUCUUUUAUGCCUUUUUUUUUUUUUUCCACUUGAUUUUACUUCACAUUUUUCCCGUAUAGUGUACCUGGUGUGGGGGUUGAAGGUGAGAAAAUGUAAAUUCUUGUUAGGUUGAUGGCUCAUAUGGAAAGCAGCUCCCGUGUAAAUUCAGCAAAUGCUACUGGAAAUUUUUUUCCUUUCUCACUGCCUUGUAUAAUUACGGUUCAGAGUGAAUGAAGGGCAAAGGUUAUG